UGUCGCUCUUGAGUGUGAAGUGAGGAGAGAGGUGGAGGGGGAAAAGGAUAUGAGACCGUGGUUACGUUUCCUCGCGUUCUCAGGAUAACCGUGUGUGAGUGAGGAAGCUUGGUUUUGGCUAUACAUUCCCCCAUUUCAAUCACAAUCGGACACUGGGGUUGAAAACAAAACCACUAAAUCAAUGUUCCUAAGGCAAGCUGGCUUCGCUGCGGGAGAUGCGCGCGAACACAAUGGGAGACAACACACUCACUUCGCUUGGAGGAAUACAGCGAUGCAAUAAUAUUACUCUACAAUAAUGGGAAUACUGUCGUGGUGGAUCUUGAAGCAAUACACCCGGACACUCUGCUGCCUGAACCAGUAAUAUUUGUUUUGUUUGCUGUGAAAACAAAUGACUCUGUAAGCGACUGCAGUCUCGUAAAGAACUGUGGGCAUUUUUUUUGCACAAGCGAUGCAUUUUGAGAGGGAGAGAAGCCGGACAUGCCCUAAAUGAAGACGCGGUGCUUGUUUAGUUGCUUCAUUACAUUUGUUGCCAGUUUAUACAUCCACCGGGAUGUGAAAGGAAUUCAUUUCCUGCGUCGAAUUCUCAUGCCCUUUUGCACAUCUGGAUAAGUAAAUUGUUUUGUUAUUUAAUAUUAAUUUAGUAGUGUAACUAAUUUAAUAUAGUACGCGUUUAAUUAUAGUAUUAUUAUAAAUAGCCCACUAUUACUUCCUUAUUACUAGACGACAUCAAAGGACCAGUGUCUGUAAGUCAUUUUUCCAUUCAAAGUAACGUCUGUCCCACUCGUGGAGCCUAUUCAGUAGCUCCCAAUUCAGUUCGUGUCCCUAGAGAAUGUACCUUCUUGACGGUAAUAUAGAAAGGAUGGAGCGAGGAACGCCACAAAGGAAGACGGUGUACCGGAUCUCUCUCACCUUGGUAAAGAAAGAGAGCUUGGAGGAGGAGGAUGGGGUCAGCUGCGGGAGCUCUGGACAACGACGUCUCGAGAACCCCAACGUGGGCGCUUACCGUCGCGAGGUCUCCUCGGAGCUCCAGAGGAGUUGUCUGCUGGAGGAGCUGAAAGAAGUUGAGGAUGAAAGCGAAGAGUUCCACUCACACAACUACAUGAGAAAUUUCAGGACAUUCAGCACCGGACAAUUAGAACUUGGAAGGCUUAAAAUGAAAAAGGCGCAUCAGUUGCAUAAAGAGUUGAAGGAAACUAGCCCCUCCACAGAGCAUGGUAACAACAGCCAGGCCUCAGAGGAGACCAUGUCACCGCAGAGUCAGAAGAAAUCACAGGGGAUAAGCUGGACACAGGAAAGCGCUGAAACUGACUCGAGGCUUAAGGGGGAUAUUUGCACGGAGACUGAAAAAACGUUGACAACAUCUGCUUCCAACGGUGAGAAUGGGAGUGUUGAUAAGAAGAAAAGACUCCUGAAAGCCAAGAGCACAGAGGACAAGGGCAGUGAUGCUCCAACUAAUGGGAACGGGGGUAAGGACAAGAUGUGUGCGUCUAAAAGUAAUGGAAGAGCCGUCAAGGCCUCUCCCGAGACGCCGCCACUGAAGAGCCACCCCAGCCUGCUUCGCCGGAGCUUCAGUUUCCGCCACUGGACAGGUGGCGAACUGCUCCGCGUCCGGGCCCUCUCCAAAGACCAGCACCACGGCAGCUCUGGGUGUGUCGGCCGCGGGGAAGGAACAGCCGGGGACGACAACCAGACCCCCCAGUCCACAGUCCUCCAGAACCCGGCUUACGAUGAGACGGGACCGCCUAAACGAAACACGUUAGAAGUCGGGGCUGUCCUUAACAAGACUGACUCAAUGACAUCGCUGAGUCGCUGGGAACGAGCGAGAGGCAAAAACCGCACACUGGACAACAGUGAUCUGAUCACUCUUUCCAUGAAGAGUGUGUCGGAGAAGGAGGGGUUUCUGAGAGGCACCGGCUCCCGCUCCAGUGGCUCAGACCGGCGGCUGGUCAGGUUCUUCAGCGGUAUCUUCUCCAGGAAGGAUGGAGGGAUGGUGUCUACCUCCACUCCGGUGGGCAGCCCCAGCACUAACCGCUCCCUCAGGAAGGGGAAGAGGAGCGGCCCCAUGGCCUACUCCCAGUCCAGCACAGAGAGUGUUAACGGAGGAGGAGGCCUGUCUUCAGAGGACGCCUUUGUGAACAGCCAGGAGUGGACCCUGAGCCGAUCGGUACCAGAACUCAAAGUGGGCAUUGUGGGUAACCUGGCCAGUGGGAAGUCUGCGCUGGUUCACAGGUACCUGACAGGAACAUACGUCCAGGAGGAAUCUCCAGAAGCUGACGUGGAUGCAGGUAACUAUCCUCUUCCCCCAUUCUGUCUGUGGCCCUUGUGGAAUGUUUUCCUCUCUGCACUAUAGGUCUUACCAUUUCACAGUAGCAGCUUGAUAAUAGGUCAGGUUGCCCAAAAUCAUUCCAGAUAUCACCACAACAAUGCAUUCUGUAGCUAAAGUGCUACUCUGAAUGGCCACAAGCCAGGUAUUUCCCACUUAGACAAUCUAGUGUGACAGUCAAGCGAGCAGCUAGAUGAUGAACCUGAGGCUGAUCAAGUUGCUGCUGUGCUAACAUUUAGCUUGUAGCUUCACGUAGCUAACCCUCUCCUUUUCACUCUGUUACUGUGUCUGUUGUUUCAUUUGUGGAGCCACAACUCACCCCUUCUCUAUGUCUCACACACACACACACACACAUUACACACACACACUGAGCAGCUGACUCAGCAGAGAGCCCAGCCACAAAGCUGCACCAAGGGGAUUGGUACUUUAAUACAACAGAAAACACAACACACUACCUCCAAUGGGACGGCAGGUAGCCUAGUGGUUAGAGCGUUGGCCUAGUAACCAGCAUGUAGCCUACUGGUUA
This is a messenger RNA of Oncorhynchus gorbuscha (pink salmon), 2849 nucleotides long. RefSeq lists its product as uncharacterized. Gene Ontology annotation, cellular component: nucleus. Lineage: Eukaryota; Metazoa; Chordata; Actinopteri; Salmoniformes; Salmonidae. The coding region runs from base 830 to 2350 and encodes 506 amino acids. The record is from RefSeq and is a predicted model, not a curated record. The transcript has 4 exons.